Messenger RNA from Saprolegnia parasitica CBS 223.65, 787 nucleotides. RefSeq lists its product as hypothetical. NCBI's taxonomy places the organism in Eukaryota, Oomycota, Saprolegniomycetes, Saprolegniales, Saprolegniaceae. The record is from RefSeq and is a predicted model, not a curated record. The transcript has a single exon. Bases 1 to 762 code for a protein of 253 amino acids.
AUGGCACGACGACCACGCGCAGUUCGCAGUGGCCUCCUCGUCCUCACCCUGCUCUUGAUGCUGCAGCUCACUGCGGCCUCGAACAGUAACAGCACAGAGGAGGCCGGCGCUCUACUCAGUGACACGAUUGCGCCACCAACGCCGACAUCGACGAGUGCGCCAGCGAUCCAGCGUGUGAUAGUAGCCGAGGCUAGCCCUAGCGGGCCAUGGAGCCUCACCAACAUCUUGACGCUCUCGAUUGGCUGCGUCGUGCUCAUUGCGAUUCUUGCAGUCGUCGCCGUCCGGGCAAGGAAGAAGGGAACGCGCACCGAGAAGAUCGAAGCCGGGCCAUACAGCUCGACGUAUGUGGGCGACGGGUCGCUCUACAUCCUUGAAGACCUCUCGCCGUGCCCUGUCAUUAGCUUGCGCCCGAGCGCCGCGCAAGAUCUGUACCAGCCGCCGAGCCUCCACGCGAAGCGAGGUCCGCUCCCGACGGUGUCGCCGUUUCUGAGUACGCAGCGCAUGUACAACCCCGUGUCGCUCCAAGGUACCGUGUCAUCGAACGCUGCGCCGGCACCGUACGUCAUCGAGACUCCGGUGCAGAACCCAAGCCUCUCGGAGAGCAUUGCGUCGUAUCUGGACAGCCCGUUCCGGUUCCCAUCCGAGUGCGAGAGCGAGACCACGCCCCGUGAGAGCGACGAGUCCCUCGAGAACUACGACUCAUCAUUUGGCCCGAAUGAUACUAGUACUAGCUUCACCAGCGUUAAUCGCUAUCGCCUGUAAACUCGCCACGUCAUUAAUGUAAGCC